ACUGGUAGGUGGAGCUACUGGUAGGUGGAGCUAUAGAUCAAAUUGCAUUGCUUGAUUUGCUUGAGCGGAUUUGCUUCUUAUUUAAGCCCCACUCAUAAGCUACUACAGUUUACACUGAAGCUGAAUUAUGAAGGAUUUUCGUCUGGAGUUGAACAAUCCUCCAAAUGGCGUUUAUUUUACCGGUGGCACUGUAACCGGUACUGUCAUAGCUGUCAAUGACGACCAGCCCAAAGACUACAAAGCAAUUCAAGUCAGAAUAGUUGGAGCAGCCGACGUCCAUUGGUCAGAAGAGAGAGGAUCAGGGGAGCACCGUCACACUGUCCACUAUAGAGCCCAUGAGGUUUACAUUGACACCUUCGUUCAUGUUUGGGACAGGAACACAGCAGGAGGGGGUCAAUUCCCUGUUGGUAAUUUCCAAUUUCCAUUCUCCCUUCAACUGGGAAGUGGUAACUUGCCAGCCUCGUACACUGGUACAUGUGGUCGUAUAGACUACAAGAUAGAGGCCAGGGUUAUGAAAGAUGGUAUCUUCAAGCGUGACACUCGUUGCGAAGCAUACAUCAAUGUUGGUAGCGUCAUCCCUAUCAAUAAUCCUCAACUUCAUACCCCAAAAGCAAUGGAGAUCAGUAAAACCCUUUGCUGUCUAUGCUGUGCUUCUGGUCCUAUUAAUAUCACAGCUACUGUGCCACGUACUGGCUUUUGCAUACUUAAAGACGCCAUACCAGUUGAAGUAUCUGUUGAAAAUGGGAGCCGCAGAGAUGUACGCCAAAUUGUUGCUUCAAUCCGCAAGCAUGUUCACUACACAGCACAGGGCCACCAUCGUUAUGAUAAUGUAACAGUAGCCAGCGUUGCUAGUGAACCAGUGGCAGCUCAUAGCUCCACAGUAUGGCGUCCACCUCCUAUUGCUGUCCCUAAUACCCCAACCAAACUCCUCAACUGCAACAUACUUCAAGUAACUUAUUAUCUGACCAUUACUGGCUCAAUCUCAGGUGCCAUUAACCCAGUCAUUAGCAUACCCAUUACUAUUGGUAAUCUGUCAAUGACGACCAGCCCAAAGACUACAAAGCAAUUCAGGUCAGAAUAG
Molecule: messenger RNA, 1081 nt
Organism: Amphimedon queenslandica
Lineage: Eukaryota; Metazoa; Porifera; Demospongiae; Haplosclerida; Niphatidae
Product: arrestin domain-containing protein 3-like
Exons: 2
Coding region: 128-1081 (317 amino acids)
Biological process (GO): protein transport
Cellular component (GO): cytoplasm
Source: RefSeq, a predicted model, not a curated record